CUACCAUAACUUUCAUUAUCAAAUUCAAUACUAAUUCAUCUGUAUAUGUAUGCAAACUCUCUUUCAUCUUACCAUAUACCAUAUUUGACUAAAUCUUCUCUUAAACCAUAAUAAAACAACCCAUUUUAAGAAAUAUUUUAGUGAUCAAAGUUGAAACUACUUGCUAAAAAGUUGUAACCCUUUUUAGCUUGGUUCAUGAUGGAUGGUUUCAAACUUGUUAAAGAAGGUGAUCAAAUGGAUUUGCCACCCGGGUUUCGAUUUCAUCCAACAGACGAAGAAUUGAUCACUCAUUAUUUGUGUAACAAAGUUUUUGACAACAAAUUUUGUGCUGAUGCACUAGGUGAGGUAGAUAUGAAUAGAAUUGAGCCAUGGGAGUUACCUAGGUUGGCAAAAAUAGGCGAAAAUGAGUGGUACUUCUUUUGUCUAAGGGAUAAGAAGUAUCCAACUGGAACAAGAACAAAUAGAGCAACUGCAAAGGGGUAUUGGAAAGCUACUGGCAAAGAUAAAGAUAUAUUCAGACGAAAAUUACUUGUUGGAAUGAAGAAAACUCUGGUUUUUUACAAAGGAAGAGCUCCUAAAGGUGAAAAAACAAAUUGGGUUGCUCACGAAUAUAGAUUAGAAGGCAAGUCCUUCCAAACGCUACCAAAAUCCGCUACGAACGAAUGGGUGAUUAUUCGCGUGUUUCACAAGAAUUCUAGUGGCAACAAAGUCCAUAUUUCAGAGCUGAUGAAGAUUAAUUCAAAUAAAAAUGAAUCAAUUCCAGUUUCACUGCCACCAUUGAUGGACUACCCUAUGGUUGCGUGUGAUGGCACGAUACAGAAACCGAUCAUAUCUGAGCCACCACACGUACCCUGCUUCUCCAAUCCUAUUAACAUCGAAGAAAAAAACAUCUACAACAAUUUUCUAAACAAUCCUGAACUCAACUUGUCUUCAAAUUCCAGUCUCCGUAGAUUUGGAUACGCUAUUCCAACUGGACAAUGUACAUUUCCGACUAAUGAUAAAGCCAUUUUGAGAGGUAUGAUUGGUGAAAAUAUGAAACUUGAAAAAGAUAUUGUGACAAGUUCGCAAGAUACAGGGUUGAUCACUGAUAUAAACAGUGAACUUUCAUCGACUUUAUUUGGUCCAAUCGAUAUGGAUUGCUUUUGGAAUCAGCCAAAUAUCUAUGAGAAUUAAUAGAUAGCUAAAGAUGGCUAUUAUGAUGAUGAUAGAAUUUGUUGAUCUGCUUGAUAAAGAUUUGAUGGUGCAAAGAAUUUUCUGAUAUAUGAGAGAUGGGUAUUGAAGAUAAUAUAUAUUUUUAUUAUUUU
Molecule: messenger RNA, 1304 nt
Organism: Erigeron canadensis
Lineage: Eukaryota; Viridiplantae; Streptophyta; Magnoliopsida; Asterales; Asteraceae
Product: NAC domain-containing protein 100-like
Exons: 3
Coding region: 196-1173 (325 amino acids)
Biological process (GO): regulation of DNA-templated transcription
Molecular function (GO): DNA binding
Source: RefSeq, a predicted model, not a curated record